GAGGAAGAGGAAAGGAAGGGCGGGUUACCGAGAACUCCUCUCGGAGCGGUCCGCGAGGGUCGGAGAGUCCCGCGACAGAAGAGUCGGGACCGGGGAUCUCACGCGCCUGCGCAGCUGGGCGGUGGUUGGUCUGCUAAGCCGAGGGGCAUUGCGGGGCCGGAGCAGGACUUCGAAAGGUUGGGUUUUGGUAGAACCUCAGCCUGCAUUUUCUUGAAAGAAAGGAACCCUGGGAGUCAGUCGUUUAGUUACCCCCUUCCCCCUUCACAUUCUCUUUCUGGUACUCAAGAGAACCAACUUGGUAACUGCUCUGCACUAAAAUUCUCUGAUUUGUGGAAAGGAAAUUAAGGCCGAGGAUAAAGAAGAUAAACCACAUUUAACCAGACCCUUGGAACUUCUUUGAAAAGAAAAAUUAAGAUCUCAUAAAAGGGCCAGGGGGUCCCAGUGAAUUUCCAGGGCCUUCAUUCAAGUCAGCAGGCAUCCAACAGGCAUCGUGCUUUUUCUUUGAAGAAUUGUAAAGAGAGAACAGAGCCAUAGCAGAAGGGGGGAAAAUGUCCAACCCCUUCUUAAAGCAGGUUUUCAACAAGGACAAAACCUUUCGGCCUAAGCGCAAAUUUGAGCCAGGCACACAGAGGUUCGAGCUUCACAAGAAGGCUCAAGCUUCCCUGAAUGCAGGGCUAGAUCUGAAGUUAGCUGUUCAGUUGCCGUCUGAUGAGGAACUAAAUGACUGGGUGGCUGUGCAUGUGGUAGACUUCUUCAAUCGCAUCAACCUCAUUUAUGGAACCAUCAGUGAUAACUGCACUGAGCAGUCGUGCCCAGUGAUGUCUGGGGGUCCCAAGUAUGAGUAUCGAUGGCAGGAUGAGCAGAAAUAUCGGAAGCCAACUGCUCUCUCUGCACCCAAGUAUAUGAACCUUUUGAUGGACUGGAUUGAGGUUCAGAUCAACAAUGAAGACGUCUUCCCUACCAAUGUCGGUACUCCAUUCCCCAAGAACUUUCUGCAAGUGGUAAAGAAGAUUCUGUCCAGGCUUUUCAGAGUUUUUGUUCAUGUUUACAUCCACCACUUUGACCGAAUCACUCAGAUGGGCUCUGAGGCUCAUGUGAACACCUGCUAUAAGCACUUCUACUAUUUUGUGAAAGAGUUUAACCUGAUAGACACCAAAGAGUUAGAACCACUGAAGGAAAUGACCGCCCGAAUGUGCCACUGAAAAUGGAGCCACCUCUCAGAUCCACCUUUCUGCACCCAAGAAGCUGGAGAUACCAUCUGGAAACCAGAGACUGAUACACGCAUUAAAAAAAAUCUAUUUUUUUAAACCAGAAAACCCCCAGUGAAAAUUCCUUAUAUCUUUUCUUGAGCACUGUGACAUUACAGUAAUCAUUUUUAAGAUGCUUCAUAGAGUUAAAGAUUCUUUUUGUUUUGUUUUUAGAGUUGAUUUCUAGAGGGCAGCCUGCUAAAGUGGAAAGACCACUAGUUGUCAGCACUAACUAGUCAUGUCUCUACCACCUGCAAGCUGUGUGACUUUGGGGCAAAUCACUUCAUCUCUCUAGGCUUCAGUUUCUUCAUCUGUAAAAUGACGAGGGUUGAAUUAGAUGACCUUUAAGGUCUCUUCCUUCUCUAAGAUUCCAUAAUUUUAUGAUUCUAACUUUGCUUCCAGCUCUUAAAAAUCUAUGAUUCUUAGUGAAUGGAAAACCCCACUUUGUCCUUAAACCACUUUUGUCAGGAGGCAGAAGAGCUUUGUCAGCAAAGCCACCUGAUAUUUCAUCAUUUCAUCUGUGGCCCCACUGAAGUCCUCAUCUUGGAGACCUGAUGCUGUAGCAUAUCAGCCUGGACUUGCCUUGAGACAGUAUUGGUCGCCUUCUCUUGGGUGCUCUAUGCGCUAAUCCCCCAGACGUGGGAGGGGAAGGAUUGUUAUUUGCUCUUGAGAACCAGAUGGAGAACUUUCUGCAGAAUGAGGAGGAAAAAGCAAAGUGAGAGAGUUUAUUGAGUCAUAGUUAUGAAUAAGAGCCCUUUAGUCUUACAAGUAGCCACUGGUUUUUACCUCUAGUUUUUGUUUUUGUUUUUGUUUUUGAAUAUAAGGUACGACUAGCGCACAGACUGCACUCUCCCUCAUCUUUACUUUUACCCCAAUGCUCUGGCCGCCUCAGCUAGUCAAGAUAUGCAUUUUGUUGAAAGCCAACUCCUUCUUACUCCUUCUAAACCAGGGUUUCCCAAAUCAAUUUAGCCACAAAACACUUUUGGUUAGAAAGUGUUUUGAUUGAACCUUUAAAUUCCUGUCCAGGGAAUCCCUAGGAAAAAGGAAGUUGGAGACAUUUUGGAGUAAAAUGGAAGACAUUAAAUCUAUUUUCAUAAUGGAAAAUUGCUAUUCAUAAUUAGCAUUUUAAUAAUGCAUCAUUUCAUAUUUAAUAUUUUAGAGCUGGUAUCACUACCAUCAGUGCUCAUGAAAUUCUUAUUCACCUGAUGUGGAAUGCCUAGGUCCCACAGAACAGAGUUUGGAAAACUAUAAUAAAGCCCAGCACAUCACCAUGUAUUUCUUCUGAGCUGGAGAUGGAAUUUUCAUGAAGGUUCAUUUACCUCAGACUGAGGUACGAAGAACAAUCCCUUAUAAUUGGUGAACCCUAAAGGAUCUCACUUUUCCAUUACCAAGGAAACUGAGGUAAAUCUUCUCUCAUUCACAUCUUUUUAGUUGAGGACUGGAGUUUUGUUUUUGACAUCUUUUGCUUUUAGGUGUUUUGAGUUCAAUUUUCUCAUGAUGAGGAAGAAGACUGACCUUUGUUUGAUAAGAAUUAUUGUUUGAAAUACAGGUCACCAAGGCCAGUGGACCAAAUUCCUGUGUAAAUCCUUCUGGUUCUGGGUAUUUUUUCUUAGGGAAAUGCCUUCAUAGGACAGUGUGAACUCCACCCAAGUGACCAAAAGAAGCCAUAUCCUUUUCUCCAGUACUCUAGACCUAAUCCUUCAACUGCUGAAAAUUUUGCCCGUCCUUGGAUCAUUCCUGGAAUCAUUACUAUUGGAUUUUUUGGUUGUGUCUCUUUUGAUGGUUCUGAAUUUCUGAAGACCAUGUUUGAAUUUGGUACUGCCUACAAAUCAUUCUCUGUUAGUGCACAGCUACAUUUACUGUAAACCUCUGCUGAGAUAACAAGCUUGUUGAAAUUGGCUGAGAUCCAUCUGCUGCUCCGUCUGUUAGACCACCCAUCUUCAUCACUCCCAGUGCAAAGACCCAAAGCUCGGGCCCUUUCUAACCAUAUCAAGCAUUUCCAAAAAUUGAGAAAGGUUAUAUCAAGUAAAUUUUUUAAAAAAUGUUUUUGUGUUAGCAGUGACCAAGCUACCGCAGCCAUCUCUCUUAUAUAUUUAACUAUUCAGGAGGCAAGCAGCACCUGGAGGUAGCUUAGAAUGAGCCCAACACAUUCCCUUCUUCCACUGCUUGCUGAAUCAGAGGGGAAACUGGAGAAGUACAAAUCCCUGUGGAAUUCUGCUUUUGCUGGAUGGACUCUGUCACUUAAAGUUGUUUGAAACACUCCCCUCUCCUCUACCACAUACCACUAUUAUUCUUGGAAAUGAACAUAAGAAUAAAUUAUGCUGUAUUUGUCUAA
Messenger RNA from Dromiciops gliroides (monito del monte), 3582 nucleotides. RefSeq names its product MOB kinase activator 3A (gene MOB3A). The record is from RefSeq and is a predicted model, not a curated record. Gene Ontology annotation, molecular function: protein kinase activator activity. Gene Ontology annotation, biological process: signal transduction; positive regulation of protein phosphorylation. Lineage: Eukaryota; Metazoa; Chordata; Mammalia; Microbiotheria; Microbiotheriidae. The transcript has 6 exons. Gene Ontology annotation, cellular component: nucleus; cytoplasm. The coding region runs from base 549 to 1202 and encodes 217 amino acids.